AAACAGCGAGUGAGUGUUCUGCGCGCGGCCAUUUUGGUGAUUUUUGUCUCGUCGUGUGGUGAUUUCGAAGUCCAGGCAGUUCGUUCAGGCCAACUAGCAGCAAGUAGCAGCUAAAAUCGAAAUUUCCUAUCGGUGCAAGUGCGGUGAACCUAUUUCAGUGGACAUUAGCGACUUCCGGUGGCCGCGGCGGAUACAGUGCGGGUGUUAUCCGAUCGAUUCCGGAUCGCGACGCGAAGUGCUGGCUAUUUUUUUCUCCGCUCGGUGAGUAAAGUUCGAGAAGGAGGACAUCUUUCUUCGAGCCGACGUCGCGUAAAAGAGCAGAUUUUCUUACGUUGAUAUUUUCGAUUUUCUUCGCGCAUCCCGUGACAGUGCAAAAUAGGACACUCAGUGCUAGAAGAUAAGUGAAAAUCUUCCGAGAAGCAGUGAAAUUCUUGACCAACAGCGUGCAAUCAAUGUGUUGUUUUCGUGUUUAUAAGGCAACUGACUUCAUUGUCUAAGAUGGAUUACCGAAUAGCAUAGUAGAAAAAAUCCGACGAACUUAAUUCGGAAGACAUAUUGGAUCGUGCAAGCAGUGCCUGUCUGAGUUUCUGAUUGAUGAAAUUUUACUGAAAAAACAGGGAAAAAGCUGUCGUCAGCUUCUGGAAAAUAAUUUUCUCGAUUGAGCAACCAGUUCUAUAACUGCAGAGUGGUUGUAGAAAAAAGUUGGAAUAUAAAACGAGAGUGGUAAAAAGAGAAGUCCUAUCGUAAGUGCAAAAUAAGUCGAAAGUGACAACGAAGAAGCAGUCAGUGAGAAAAGAACGGAGAAAAAUAGACACCGAGUGCUGAACAUAAAAAAAUACAGAAGAGAAGAUAUAAAUAACAACAACAAAACAUACGACGAAAGGAGCAAAACGAAUCGAGUAAUAAGUUUGUGAGUGAAUGAGCGAUAUUGGUCGCCAGUACCAAUACUUACGCAGAUAAACGUCAAUCUUUGCGAAGGUUGAUACUCAUACCUAGAUACUAAGUGUGCAAGCCACAGAAAUUAGAAAAAAACAUACACAGGGCGAACGAUACGUCGCAAGUGUCAGUGUGGGCUCUCAAGCGUUUAUGAUUUCGAAGUAGUUUUUUGUUACGUGCACCAGUCGAAGAAAAAGGCGAAUAUAAAUAAUAACAAGUGGCACAAGAAAGGAUAAGAAGUCAAGUGAUAAUAACGUAAUCAGUGAUUUUCAUUUUUGUUGUUUCGUCUAAAAUAUUCCUUUCGUUGUUCGGUCGUUUGAUUUCUACACUUGAGUGACGGGGCGCAAGUGAAAAUUGUUCGUCUCCAUACAUUGAAAUAGCAGCUAGUGUCAAGCCAUUCUAGCGUGAUACACAAUCGCAGACCGUACUGUCAAGAACUCUUAUGUGUAUGUCGAGUAGACUGGCUCUUAGUGGCAAACGGCUGCAAGUUUUCUACUACUUCGCACACAUGUAAAAAGGCCCCCGGUGGAGCGAGACACGUCUGGCUAACUGGACCCAGCCCAGAAAGCGCUCGUCUCCUCGUCCGGCGUAAUCUGUGCUCCCCUUGCUAAAACUCUGCGAGUGGAAGGAAGACACGGCUUCUUUCGUACGCAGAACUGCCGUUUCUCCCACGUGAGAAGCGCCCCAUCGAAGGGAUCGGAGGAUCGUCACAUCGGAUACGUUGCUCGGGAGAUGGAUACUGGAGGCUACGUGUUGAUGAAUGGGGAUGCUGGUAAAAUGCCCACAACUGCCGCCGUCUACCCAUCGGCUGCUGAAGCCAUCAUCACCGGUGGUAUGGCCGGGCUAACACUGGUGGGAGGACAUCCCGCCCAGACGACACACCUCACCCUGGCCCCGGCGACAGUUGUUCCAGCGGCCGUGGCCGUUCCUACCGACUACGCCGUCAUGAAUGGCGGCACAUUGACCACCACCACCAACAACCAGAGCAACAGCAUCAACAACAACACAAACAUCAACAGUAGUAACAGUAGCAAUAUCAUGCUAACGAACGAACCGGCAGCUGGUGACUAUUACGUGGACAACAGCAGUGCUGCUGGCAUCACUUCCUCGUCUACGAUUACCGCAAACAAUAACAACAACACUAGCAGCAAUCAGAGCAGUAUAACUGCCAGCAACAGUAACAUUAACAACAACGUUAGCAGUAAUGUUAGCAGCAGCAGCACGCAGACAACAAUGGGCAGCGGCGGCGCAGGUGGUCCCGUUGCUGCUGGCACUGUCAACAGCGGCGGUAUUGGUGGCCCUGUCGCCGCUCUGACCGCCAACGCCACCACCAGCACCAGUGAUACUAGUAGUACCGAAAACAACGGUAUGCCUUUAGAGCAGCUGAAGCAGCAGCUACAGACGCAGCUCGACUACUAUUUUUCGAGGGAAAAUCUAGCCAACGACACAUAUCUGAUAUCCCAGAUGGACAACGAUCAGUACGUGCCGAUCUGGACAGUGGCCAAUUUCAACCUGGUGAAAAAGCUCACCAAGGAUAUCAAGCUCAUCACAGAGGUGCUGCGCGAGUCGCCCAAUGUGCAGGUCGACGAAGAGGGUCUCAAGGUGCGACCGAAUCACAAACGUUGCAUCGUCAUCCUACGGGAAAUACCAGACAAUACGCCGAUCGAGGAGGUUAAGAACAUUUUCCAAGGUGAAAACUGUCCACGAUUCAUCUCGUGCGAAUUUGCUCACAAUAAUUCCUGGUAUAUUAUGUUCGAAUCUGACGACGAUGCGCAACGAGCAUUUCGGUAUCUGAGAGAAGAAGUUAAAGAAUUUCAGGGAAAACCAAUUAUGGCUCGAAUAAAAGCCAAACCGAUGAAUAGGAUUCCACUUGCCACCGGAGUCCCAUUGAAGAAUGGCUUCCGAACGACACCGCCUCCACCGGCUGGAGCUGCGGUAGCCGUCCCACCGGGUGCUGCCGGUGCUCCUGCAGCCGUAGCUGCAGCAGCGGCCGCGGUUUAUGAUCCCGCGCAAGCCGCAGCAGCGGUAGCUGCUUUUCCUGGACAGCAGCGAUACAUCGCCCUGCAACCAAAUCCAAGCGCGAUACCUCAGGGAACUGCCGUUCCAACUUAUAAUGCGCCAGUUCAUAUGUUUCCAUUCCAACAACAAUUUUAUCCUGGCAUAAUGCAGCCAUGGCCAGCAGCACCGCCACCAGCUCAAAACUACUACGACUUGAGCACGUUUGUUGCGAGCAACGGCCUACAAGUUCCGUUUACUACCGGCGGCGGAAAACAGCAGAAUGGCCGGUUUAGCAUGCAAGGUGGCCUCGGUGGACCGCAUCGUGGAAAUAUUCGUGGUAAGCGCCAACCCAACCCAUCGAUACCUAGCAACGAGCACCGAUCCGGUGGCGCGAAUACAGGCGGCGGUGGAGGAGGGACAAACAUUGCGGGCCAGAAUAGCGUUGGCGGUUCUGUAAGCAACGAUAGUCAACCGAAUCAUCGAGUGUCGAAUCAACAAUCUCACUACCAUCAACAGCAGGCAGCUCAACCCCAGCAACAGCAGCAACCGCAUUACCAGCAACAAUCUGGCGUUGGUAAAACCUCAUCUCUGUUAGGGCAUGGGGGCAAGACCUACCAUAAAGAUCCAUCUAUUGUGCCACAUUACCAGCAUUAUCAACCGCAGCAACAGCAUUACAGCAAUCAUCCUCAGUCUCAUCAUCAUCAGCAGCAGCAAGGAGACGAUUCUGGCAAUUCCACCGGGGCUGUCGGCAUGCGGUCAGGCAACCAAUCUGCAGGCAGCGUCGAUCACUAUUCUAAUGACGACAAUAGUGGCUACAGCAGCCUACAGUACAGUCGAAAUAAAAACCCGGACGGCCAGCAGCAGCCGUCUGGCCCCUGGGCAUCGAAUCAGUCUCGACGGCACACCCGACGAAGAAAAGAUGACAUGGAUGGUGGCGUCAGUACCAUGUACAGCAGUGCAGGCGGAAGCGUUCGGUCUAACAUGAGCUACAGUAGUAAUAGUCUUAGCAGUAGUAUGAACAACGGUGCAAAUUCCAACGUCAAGGUUAUGAACACAACUAGUCUGAAUCAAUUGAUACCCGCGUCGGGAGGGCCUCCGCAUGGGCGUGGCGCUCGUGGCGGUGGAGGGCUCAGUGCAGGGAAUCAGGAAAACCAGGUUCACAAUUCAACGGUUUCGGGAAACGUGAUUGCGUCGAUGGGUGGCGAAGCUGGCGGCGGUGGUAGUCAUCAUCAUCAUCACCACAGUGGUGGUGGUGGCGGUGGGGGCUAUCAUCCCCAUCAUCAUCACCGUGGCGCGGUUGCUACUGGGUUUCACCAGCAACAUCCGCACCACCACCACCAACAGCAGCAUCAGCAGCAGCAGCAGUCGCACUUGCAGCAAUCGUCCAACAGCAGCAACGCGCAACAGCAGCAGCAGAAUGCCGCCAGCACCCCCCAAUCGACGCAAUUCGACCUUGAACCAGCUGCAUUUCCUCCUCUCCCAGGGCAUGAUGACAAUAGCACCAGCACCAGUUCCACUGGGGGUGGUGGUGGGCGCAACAAACACCAUCACUCCCGCGAUCAGCACCACCAUCACCAGCAGAGCAAUUCGCACGGUAGCACCAAUCAAUCGAAUGCUGCUGCCUCCAGUGGCGCUUCCGGUGGGAGCAACCAUGGUUCCUCUAGUGAUCACUCUUCCGUCUACGGUGGCGGGAGCGGCACUUCCGAUGGUUCCACGCACCACGUGACAACCGUCUGGGGCGAAAGUCGGCUAGCCGAUGUUGUUAAAGGUACUGCCGCACUCUCAACGAACGCUUCAUCGAAAGUAGCAUCGAAAAGAACGACAUCACCUCCACCGCAGUUGCAACAGCCAUCCCAAAGUAGCACCGCCGCCAACAACAACAAUAGUGAGCAUAGUCAAAAAAACUCCACAGCUUCGGCAGCUGCCACUUCAGAAGUGAGCGCAGCCGCCGGACGUGACCAACAGCCUUCAGCACCAGCAGCAAACACACCGAACGUUUCCUUACAUGGCAACAGUGGCAGCAGCAACGAGUCUGCCAUUACGGCCUACAGCAGCGGCAGCAACAAUAACACUAGCAAAAUAACUAAUAAUCCUCUUCCUGUGAUAAAAUGUACAACAAGUAGUACAUCUGCAAGCACCACUGCUGAUAAAUCUACUAAGACUGACGAGUCAUUGCUUCUGCAAGUAAAUGGCUUGGAUUCAACGGUGGCGGCAAGCCCAACAUCAUCCACCUUUCGUAAGACUUCGGCUGAUCCAGUGAGUUGCCCUACGACCACCAAUGCUGCUACAAUGACCUCGACUGAGUAUGUUAUUGCUGCCUCAUCCAGCAGCAGCUCUUCCGGCCCUAGCAAACACCACUCGUCGUCAUCCUCAUUACUUUCUUCAGUUGCUUCUAACAUUAGUACAUCUAACUCCGUGGCUGUGACUUCCGCAUCAACAAUGACCGUACCGGUAUCUGCUACCAAAGCGAACAGUUCCAAUGCCAAACAGGGCGGCACUGGUGGUCAUAAAAAUCCCAAAUCUCCAACCAUACCGACGGCAGCUUCCAUAACGGCUGCCGCCGCGGUGAUUGCUUCGUCUUCAAGUUCGGCUAGUUUAUCACAUGUUGCUUCCGCUCCGCCUCCUUUCUCCUUGCAAAACCACCCGCCUCUGGGAGGCAUUCAGGCCGCUGUCCCUGAACCACCACAGGCAACCACUCAGGUUCGCCUCAGUUAUGCUCAGGUUGCACAACAUCUGAAGGAACAACAGAUGAAGGAGAAGGAUCAUCAAGAUGGUAACACCAAAGUGGUGGAGAAGGAGAACUCCACUCAGCAGCAACAGCAGCAAACCGUGGGGGGUAGCAGCAACAAUGGGCAUACCAGCGGUAAUGGUAGUAACAGUAGCAAGAAGAAGGAUUUAACGCCAAGCUCAAGACUGUCAGUUUCGUCGUCGCAAACGCAGCUCAGCAACGACGGAUUCAGGGAACAAAGAGAUACUCGCUACAACAGUGGCAGCAACACCAGCAACUCUGCCAAUUCUCGCCAGAACGCCAAAGAUUUCCGCUCCUCGACAGGUGGUGGGUCCAGCAACAGCGGUGGUGGUGUCAACAGUACAGCCUCAUCCCAAACCACCAACUCCGUUACCGGUACUGGUAGCUCUGCUGGUAAUGCAACUACAGCAACCUCCGGCGGUGCUGGUCAUCGAGGAGAUGCCAACAGCAGUGCCGCUGCCACUGCCACUAGUAGCAACGGUAAUACCUUUAAGGCUCCCAACAGCAGUGCUGGCAGAGCUGCUCGACCGCACCAACUGAAGGACUAUGUCCAACCACAGCACCAGCAGGGGCCACGCAGCCCCAAAUGAUGACGCUUGAUAUGGAUUUAAACAGAUGAACGAGCUACGAGCAUUAUUAUCAGGAACCGAAUCGUAUUCAGCUGAAUAGAGCCCCGCCGCGUUGUUUACUGUUAGAUUCGUGCGAGGUUUGUGUAGCAGUCCGCAAUACGUCGUUCUACCAGAACGAAGAAUUUGGUAGGUUAGGUUGGCGUGGAUAGCCGCUUUGGAUUUUGGGGGUUUGGAUGGGUCUCCCGAAGCGGUUGAAACAAGUCAAGUUGGUUAUUUUUCUUUGUUGAUUUUUGUGUUAGGUUAGAGAAACAGCGAGCAAGUGAUACGUUUGCGUGGAAUGGUAGAGAAUGAUCAGACGAUUGAUGCCAAGCAAAGGAAUAGGAUUUUCCUUCCUAAAGAAUGUGUUCAGUGCCGUUUUUGACUGCAGGUUUAGAUCUCAUGUGGAAAAGAAACCCCGGAAAGUAAAGUCGUUGUUGAUUUUGGCAAUCGAACACGGAGAAACAAAAUUACCCAUGUCAAUAGUUUAUUCAGCAUCAGAUUUAUAACUAUCAGUGUGAAUAACUUCAAUUUGACAAAUUUCUGUAACUACGAGAAGUGAAUCACUUCUUUUUAGGAAAAUUAGAUAAUUGCAUCAAAAUGAGUUAGUUUGGGUAAUACCUUUAUUCCGUGUAGAUUUUUCGUAAGUAUUACUAUUAGUAGGUUUGUGCAAACGUGAGAGAACCUUCGGAAAUUUCCUUCAACAUUGACAAUUUUUAGUGUGUAACGGCUAUCGAAGAGCGAGAGGAAAUAGGAAUGUGUUCAAAAAUCGAUGGCUAAAUUGAAUUCUCCAUCCUGAUUAUUAUUAUAUUCAUCUUCUUUUGUUUAAUUCAAAUCACAUUCAUAUAUAGAAAGACGGUUACGGAAGUUGUUUGUUUGCAGGGUUCCUAUACUAUUCUUCUGAAGUUCCCAUUAGCUACACAAGAGUUCAGAGACAAAAAUCAAUAUAAGCAAAAAUCUUGUUGCUUUGCCUGUAAGUCGUCAAUUAGUCUUUCAGUUUCCUCAAAUCACUGUCACGCCACAACGCAAACUUGGAACAAGCUACUGCCGAAUUCAAGCUUCGUUCUGCAAUUUUCAUCGUCUCAAAAUCAAAUGUAAGUACUGUUAUACAAAACAAAAACACUGUUUUCAAAAAGCUAUGUUAUGGUCUAAUGAAAAAAAAAACACAUACA
Molecule: messenger RNA, 7460 nt
Organism: Armigeres subalbatus
Lineage: Eukaryota; Metazoa; Arthropoda; Insecta; Diptera; Culicidae
Gene: Larp4B
Product: la-related protein Larp4B
Exons: 10
Coding region: 1669-6273 (1534 amino acids)
Biological process (GO): positive regulation of translation
Cellular component (GO): cytosol; cytoplasmic stress granule
Molecular function (GO): mRNA 3'-UTR binding
Source: RefSeq, a predicted model, not a curated record